Sphenostylis stenocarpa is the source of this 957-nucleotide messenger RNA. The record is from the annotation of a GenBank genome assembly. NCBI's taxonomy places the organism in Eukaryota, Viridiplantae, Streptophyta, Magnoliopsida, Fabales, Fabaceae.
AUGGCGUCGAAACUCACGAAAGCGCAGAAGAAGAUAGCGUACGAUGCCAAACUGUGUCGGCUUCUGGAUAACUACACCCAAAUUCUGGUCGUGGCUGCGGACAACGUGGGAUCCAACCAGCUUCAGAACAUUCGACAGGGCCUACGUGGCGACUCCGUGGUCCUCAUGGGAAAGAACACCAUGAUGAAACGCUCUGUUAAACUCCAUGCCGAGAGAACCGGCAACGAUGCCUUCCUCAACCUUAUUCCUCUUCUAGUCGGUAAUGUGGGGUUGGUUUUCACCAAAGGUGACGUGAAAGAGGUUAGCGAAGUGAUUGGCAAGUACAAGGUGGGAGCUCCUGCUCGUGUUGGGUUGAUUGCACCUAUUGAUGUUGUUGUUCCGCCAGGCAACACAGGGUUGGAUCCCUCUCAAACUUCUUUCUUCCAGGUGCUUAACAUACCUACCAAGAUUAACAAGGGUACUGUGGAAAUUAUCACCCCUGUGGAACUCAUUAGGAAGGGUGAGAAGGUGGGGUCUUCUGAAGCUGCAUUGCUUUCGAAGCUUGCGAUAAGGCCCUUCUCCUAUGGGCUUGUUGUGGUUUCUGUUUAUGACAAUGGUUCGGUGUUUAGCCCUGAGGUUCUUGACCUCACUGACGAUGACCUCCUUAAUAUGUUUGCUGCUGGUGUCUCCAUGGUCUCUUCACUGUCCUUGGCUAUCUCGUACCCAACAAUUGCAGCUGCACCACACAUGUUUGUCAAUGCCUAUAAGAACGUCCUCUCUGUUGCAGUGGCCACAGAAUAUUCGUUCCCCCAGGCUGACGAGGUUAAGGAGUACCUGAAGGAUCCUAGUAAAUUUGCAGUAGCUGUUGCCGCCGCACCUGAUACUGGUUCUGCUCCAGCCGAUGCCGCCAAGGAGGAGGAAAAGAAGGAAGAACCAGAAGAAUCUGACGAUGACAUGGGCUUUAGUUUGUUUGAUUAA